UAUUAGUGUACAGACUGUUACACUACUGUGCCAGAUGGAAACUUCAGCAGCGCUCUGACAGGACAAGCAGCACAGACACACGACCGAAUCAGACUACUACUACUACUAAAAUAAACUCAGAAUGGUUCGAGGAGUCUGUGUGGGGUUUUUCGAUGUGAUGCUGGUCUUCCUCCUGCUGAGCUCCAUCACAGGCUUGUUGCUGAUGGAUCACCGCAGAGAUGCAGAGGAUGACCAGGAGCUCAACAAAGCUAUUUUGGAAAUGCUACAUAUCAAUAAAGUGUCUGCGAGCCAUCAGGCCAAACCACAUCCCUACAUGAGGAGGGUCUACCUGCGUUUGGACUCACUAGAGGCUCAGGACUUUGGCAGGUCAGAUGGAACACUAGUGCAGAGCUUUCGCAGUGUUGUUGGUCCAGAUGAAGCUCCUCCAGGCUGGAUCUGGUUCAAUGUCAGCAGUCUGAACCCCUCCAUGCUGGGUGCAGAGCUGGUUCUGUUCAGAAAAACCCUCCACCCCCGUCCACUCAGUGUGACUGUCACCCUGCACAGUGUCACUGCCUCACGGGGAGCUCUGCAGGAAAGCCCAGCUCUGGAGGAGAGACUACUGACCCUGGACCAGCGACCCUCGUCUGGAUAUGACGUGUUUGAUGUAUCAGCUGUUCUGGCUGUGAAGCCUGUGGAGGUAGUGGGCUUUCAGCUGCGUUACACAGAUGAGAGUGGGAGUCUGGUCCUUCAUGAAGCCCUAACACAGAGUCUAUACUGUCUGAGCAGAGGCUCUCUGAGUGAACCCUUACUGGUGCUUUACCAAACACACCCUCUCCACACCUAACUCACUGGGACCACUGUACAGUGUUGAAAUGACAAGUGAUGCUGAUACAGCAUUUUUAUUACAACCUAUCUAAUCAAUUCAGUGUUAUUCACCUCUGAUAUGUUGGAUAUUAUGCAGAAAGUUUGGGAAAAAUAGAGAUCAUGAUGGUAAGGUUGACGGUUUGUACAUUUUGUUAUUGACACUUGACAAAAUCAAAUCCAAAAUUUGUUUUUCUUUUUUUUAACUUUUGGUCUUGAGAAAUGUCACUGGCAACUUUCUUUAAUGAAUGGCCUUUUCAAGCAUCAGUAUCACUGUCAGAGAUGCACUAUUAUUAUUUUGAUCUAUAUCAUUUAAAAAAAACUACUGCCUAACUUAAUUUUAGUUACCAUCUCUUAUUUUGAAAGAUUCCACUGGAAGUAUUAAUUCUUUAAGGUCUGACUUGACACUGGUGGAGUUGAUGCUUGCCAUUACAAUCAUGAAAGUUUGCUGUUCUCUAGUGGACACAGUGAGUAGCUACCACACAACAUAAAACUGAAGUAACAGCAGUGUCAUAAUCGACUAAUAUAGCUAACAGUUAUUGAUUAAUAACAAUAACUAUCAAACUCUAUCAGUGUCUUUAUUAGAAAUGACACCAGUAACAUCAGUAUUGGUAACAGCUGCAUAAUGCAAAGUUUUGUAUUUGUAAAAUGUCAGGAUACAAAUGUAGUGUGUUAAGAGGUGGUCAUCAAGAAGGAGAGAAUUGUUCUCAUGCUUCCUGUGAAAACUUUCAAAGUAAAAGUUAGUGACCAAAUGAUAAGAAAUUAUCAUUAUUAAAAAAGUUAUUAUUA
Seriola aureovittata is the source of this 1629-nucleotide messenger RNA. RefSeq lists its product as uncharacterized. The transcript is spliced from 2 exons. The record is from RefSeq and is a predicted model, not a curated record. The coding region runs from base 122 to 823 and encodes 233 amino acids. NCBI's taxonomy places the organism in Eukaryota, Metazoa, Chordata, Actinopteri, Carangiformes, Carangidae.